This is a messenger RNA of Tarenaya hassleriana, 1774 nucleotides long. RefSeq names its product chaperone protein dnaJ GFA2, mitochondrial-like. Gene Ontology annotation, cellular component: cytoplasm. Gene Ontology annotation, biological process: response to heat; protein refolding. The transcript is spliced from 18 exons. The record is from RefSeq and is a predicted model, not a curated record. Gene Ontology annotation, molecular function: heat shock protein binding; ATP binding. The coding region runs from base 153 to 1511 and encodes 452 amino acids. Lineage: Eukaryota; Viridiplantae; Streptophyta; Magnoliopsida; Brassicales; Cleomaceae.
GAUAUCUAUGUAUUUCCCGUUCAAGAGGGCGAGACAGAGACGGAUGACUUUGGGGCCGAGUCGGGUCGGGUCGAAGCUUCUGCCUGAGAAAUAAGAAGAAAGUUCCAGAAACAGAGCAGAGAUUGGAGAUUGAAGCUCGAGAGCGCGCGAAAAUGAUCCCCGUCAAUGGCGUGAAGGUCCUUCGAUUGUUGGCUCGUCGAUCUCUCUCCUCAAGGCUUCUCGAAGAAUCGGGAAAUCUGAUUCCGAGGCAAGUCUUUGGAGGGGGCUGUCGGAGAUUCAAUGCGGGUAUCUGCAACCCCGUUAGUGUGAUCGGGAAUUACGCUACAAAAACUGGAAAUGAUCGCAAAAGGAUGGUUUUUGGAACUCUUAACGCUCAUUUGGGUUCAACAAGGUCGAUUCAUGGGACUGGCCCAUCGUUUAUGGCCGCCCGGGAUUUUUAUGAAGUACUUGGAGUGAGCAAGAAUGCCACAGAUGGGGAAAUAAAGAAAGCCUAUUAUGCGCUUGCAAAGCAACUCCAUCCUGACAUGAAUAAAGAUGACCCAGAAGCUGAGAAGAAGUUCCAGGAGGUCUCAAAAGCAUAUGAAGUUUUAAAAGAUAAGGAGAAGCGUGAGCUUUAUGAUCAGGUUGGGCCUGAAGCUUUCGAACAAAAUGCUGCAGGUGGUUUUUCGAAUGAUUCGGGUUUCGGUGGUGGGUUUAACCCAUUCGACAUCUUUGGGAACUUCAGUGGUGAUAUAUUCAACAUGUUCAGACAAGAUAUUGGAGGUCAAGAUGUCAAGGUAGCGGUUGAACUAUCUUUCAUGGAAGCUGUUCAGGGAUGCUCCAAAACUAUUACAUUUCAAACCGACGUGGCUUGUAAUGCUUGUGGUGGACAAGGCGUUCCUCCUGGUACGAAACGUGAAAAAUGCAUAGCUUGUAAUGGUUUAGGAAUGACAACAAUGAGAAGGGGUCUAUUAAGCAUCCAAAAAACUUGUCAUAAGUGUGGUGGAGCUGGUCAAACUUUCUCAAGCAUUUGCAAAACAUGUAGAGGGGCUAGAGUAGUUCGAGGACAGAAGAUCGUCAAAGUGAAUAUUGAUCCAGGAGUGGACAAUAACGAAACAAUAAAGGUUUUGAGGUCCGGUGGAGCUGAUCCUGACGGAGAUCAACCUGGAGAUCUUCAUGUUAUUAUCAAGGUUCGUGAAGAUCCAGUUUUCCGUAGAGAUGGAGCAGAUAUCCAUGUGCACUCUGUUCUAAGUGUCACCCAGGCCAUUCUUGGAGGAACCGUCCAAGUACCGACCCUCACUGGCAAUGUAGUGGUGAAGGUUCGCCCCGGAACCCAACCCGGUCAGAAAGUAGUUUUGAAGAAUAAAGGUAUAAGACAGAGAAAAUCGUCUAGAUUCGGGGAUCAGUAUGUGCAUUUCAACGUCAGCAUCCCUACAAACAUAACUCCGAGACAACGGGAACUGCUGGAGGAAUUCAGCAAGGAAGAGCAAGGUGAGUAUGAGAGACGGGCAGCCGCAGGAGCUUCCCGGUGAAAUAUGAAGCACAAAGGGCAACUAAGAAAACCGACAAAUGGUUAGUUUCCAACCGAUUUUUUGAGUGACAUACAUGAUUGGGUCAAUAAGACUAAGUUCAGUUACAGAGCAAUGGGGUUGGCCUCUCAACUACUAGUGGAGUAGAGUGCAACAUAAAAGAGGUUUUGUGCUUCUUGAAGCUUUAUAGAGAAAGGGCUUUGGUUGAGAGCAGAAAUAUGUACGAUGUUUGAGCUCUUAUCAGCUUUCAUGACAUGAUCACACCA